Molecule: messenger RNA, 2447 nt
Organism: Scatophagus argus
Lineage: Eukaryota; Metazoa; Chordata; Actinopteri; Scatophagidae
Gene: slc3a2a
Product: solute carrier family 3 member 2a
Exons: 11
Coding region: 258-1790 (510 amino acids)
Biological process (GO): amino acid transport; carbohydrate metabolic process
Source: RefSeq, a predicted model, not a curated record
AGGAGCUCGUAAUAAACCUUUUCAAAUUAGUUUGGUUAAACAAAGUUCAGUGUUAAACAGCUAAAAUUAAUUUUCUAGAGAGUUUUGUGUUUACAUCUGAUCUGUUUGUCGAACAAUAGCCCGGGAUGCUAAGCUAGCUAACAGCCAACUUUGUGUUUACAACUGGUGCUAACGUUAAUUAGCAACAUCCAUUUUAAUAACAGUUUCUGCUAAGGACCUGAGGAAGGUACUGCAUAUAACAGAGAUCAGAUUUGACCAUGAGUAAGGACACAGAAAUCGACAUGAAGGAAGUGGAGCUCAAUGACCUGGACCUUGAGAAGCAGCCCAUCACAGGUGACGGCCCAGCUGCAGGUGGAGAGAAGAAUGGCAGCGUCAAGCAGAAGGUCCCUGAGGACGAGGUCACAUUCACUGGCCUGUCCAAGGAGGAGCUGAUGAAGGUUGCUGGCACUCCAGGAUGGGUGCGAACCCGCUGGGUGCUUCUUGUCCUGUUCUGGCUGGGCUGGGUAGGCAUGCUGGCUGGAGCCAUAGUGAUCAUCGUUCAGGCCCCUCGUUGCAAACCCAUCCCUGAGAUGAACUGGUGGAACGAAGGACCUUUGUACCAGAUCUCUGACGUUAAAGCUUUCGCUGAUGAAAUGAAAGGUAUUGAGAAUAAGUUGGACACCAUAAACCAGCUGAAGGUGAAAGGUCUGGUUCUCGGCCCUUUUCAUACUGUCCAGGCCGACCAGCCCGACACUCUGAAUUUUGAAGAGCUCAACCCUGUGCAGGGAUCGAAGAAAGCCCUGGUUGAUGUGGUGGAUAAGGCCCACAAGAAAGGCAUUUCUGUAGUGCUUGACCUGACUCCUAACUACCUGGGGACCGCUCGCUGGUUCAGCACUAAUGUUGCUGAUGUGAUGGAGAAAGUCAAGGCUGCGGCGGAGUACUGGCUGAGUCUGGGCGUCGAUGGCAUCAAGGUACCUGACCUCGCUUUUGUCGCCGGCUCUGCUGAAUGGUCAAAGCUGCAGGAUGCUGUCCAGGCCAAUCGCACUAAUGACAGCAAGAAGAGAGUGCUGAUGGGUGUGGUAGAAAAUAUGUCCGCCACAGAGGUGUCUCAGCUCGUCAAUACGUCUGGUGUGGAUCUCAUCCUUUCUAACCUACUCAGCAGCGAAAGUGGAGGUAUGGAGCGCAUUCAGGCCCUGGACACCCUUAACCUUAAACAAAGAAGUCUGGGCUGGGGCCUUGGGGCCACACAGCAGGACCAGCUGUCUAAAUGGGCAGUGACUCCAGCCCUUAUUCGUCUCUAUCAGCUCUUGCUGUUUACCAUGCCUGGAACCCCAGUGUUUACUUACGGUGACGAGAUCGGCCUUCGGGCAGGAAAUGAUUCAGAAUCUCCUAAGAUGGUUUGGGACAUAGAGGAGAAACCUGACGAAGGAGCUGCCGUCAAUGAAACAGCUGAGGCUGAGCGACAGGAGCGCACCAGCAUCAGGAAGUGGUUCAUAUCCCUCAGCGACUUGCGAGGCAAAGAGCGUUCUCUCCUCCACGGAGACUACUACACUCUCUACUCCUCUGCCUCCUCCCUCUCUUUCCUUCGUCUGUGGGACCAGAGCGAGAGAUACAUAACCGCUGUCAACUGGGGAACAGAGGCUCACGAAAUCAAUUUCACAUCAGCAAAGGGAUUGGAGUUGCCAGAGACAGCUAAGGUGAAGCUGUCAACUGACGAGGAAAACCUGAAAUCGGACUCAACUGUCAGCUUGGACAAAAUCAAGUUAGGACCCGGACAAGCAGUGCUGCUGCAGUUCCCCUACAAGGGGUAAAGAUGGCGCCAGACUAUAGGAAAGCCACCUAGAGAUUAGAUGUGGUUCAAAAAGACACAAAGUCAGUCUUAAUCUUUAGGAAUAAGAUGGUAAAAAGAUACAGGACAUUCAUUUUUACUGCAGUUUACUUAGUCAGAUCAUUUAUGAAGUGAGUCAAAGAAAAUCAAACGGUCGGCCAGUACAAAUAAACUUGUCAUUUUUAUAACAUUAACAUUAACACUUUUUUUCUUUCUAGUUUUAUUGUUUUUCUUUUUGAUGCCAGGCAAAAAUGCAGCAGACUUUUAGACACGCACUCAACUGAGCAUCUGAGCAUUUUGUCAGUUUUGUUGAUCUGCAUGUUGUCCAAAAAAUUGUGAAAUACAUUCCAUUCUUGUCCUCUGGGCAUUCCUUUAGCAGUUCUUACAUUGUGUUUUCUUUUCUUUAUUUUUUUUAUUCUGAAUUUUAGGAAAUACUGUUUUAAUGCCAGUUCUGCUUUGUAUUGUAUUUUUUUCUAACAGAAGACUUUUACCACAGGAAAAAAAACAAGUUAACAUUGGACAUGUGUGGUGAAUCAGUUUGAAGUAUUUUAAGAGUGCUGUUAACAAAAAAAUUGCUGCAAAUGGCAUCAGGUCUGACAAGUGAACUGAACUGUAAAUGAAUAAACUGUACUGAAAGUUG